AUCCCCUAUCGCAGAAAUAGCAGGUUCACUGGCCGCAAGGAUCUCCUUGAGUCGAUAAAGAGGAUAUGCAGCCAUAACGAUCAUACGCGGAUCGCACUUCAUGGGCUCGGGGGUUCUGGGUAUGCAUUCCAUUAUCGUUACUGUUAUUUUGGGGGAUUACUAACAUUGUUUAGAAAAACUCAGAUUGCCCUGGAGUAUGCCUAUCAGUGUGUAAGCGAGAUCGAUUGUCAUGUUUUCUGGGUGCAGGGGAGUGGGGUAUUGAAAUUUAUUGAGGGUUUCAAAGCUAUUGCACAGCAUGUUCGGAUUCCACUAGCUAGCGCUGAGAUGGAGCAAGAGGAAUUACUAUCUAGUAUAAAG
Molecule: messenger RNA, 357 nt
Organism: Tuber aestivum (summer truffle)
Lineage: Eukaryota; Fungi; Ascomycota; Pezizomycetes; Pezizales; Tuberaceae
Source: the annotation of a GenBank genome assembly